Ambispora leptoticha is the source of this 330-nucleotide messenger RNA. The record is from the annotation of a GenBank genome assembly. NCBI's taxonomy places the organism in Eukaryota, Fungi, Glomeromycota, Glomeromycetes, Archaeosporales, Ambisporaceae.
AUGGAAAUGCCAAAUGAUCAUGGACGUUAUUAUGCUCUUUGUAUUAUAGACUAUGCAUCAAGAUACAAGGAUAGUCGGACGUUAACACGUAAACUAAGUAGUAAGGUUGCUAUGGCAUUUGAAGAUAUUUAUAAUAAUCCAAAUUCCCUUCUUAACUGGCCAGUUGUUUUGAAAGUAGAUCAAGAUACUGAAAUGAAGGGUGAAGUUACAAUAUUAUUUGAGAGCCAUGGAACACGAAUUGAGCAUGCUGAACCAGAACAUUAUGUAUCUCUAGCCUUUGUAAAUUCAUUUCAUAACCAGCUUGAGCGUCGCUUGUUCAAGGGAAUGUAA